AAGUUGAAAAGAUCUCGAAAGAGUGAAGAGCAGGAGAGAAAGCAGGGCGAACUGCGCCACCACCGAUCGCCGGAUUUCAUGUCGACGGAGGAUCGCCGGAGCUACCACCCGGCGCUCGACGGGGUGAUGAAGCUUUUAAGCAAGGCAAAUCGCGAUCUGUCACUCGUCCAACUCCACAUCGAGGGCGAGUUCAGGUCUACCUACCCUGACAACGCAAAUCCGUGCAAGCUGAUUUGUCGGAUGAAGAGGAUUCAGGAAGAUCUGGUUUCGCUGAAAGAUUUAUGUCAAGAGUUGCUUAAGGAGAAGCAGGAUCUAAUGGACCAAAUAAGAGCCUCCCUAUCAGCACAGAGGAGUUCUCUAAACCGGUUGCUCUCAUCAUCCGGCCUUCCACAUAAAACUGAUUCUGAUGAUGCUGCAUAUACAAAUCUAAAUCAGAUAAUUGAUGAGUGGAAGCUUCAAUUAAAAUCAAAGACAGGUGAUGAGAAGGAUUUAGACAAAGAUAUUAAUCUGAUGCUCUUUUCUGCCAUUGUCAAUAACAACUGAUUUUACAAGCUUAAUUAUAAUAUCAAAGUUUCUAUAAGAAUCUUACAUUAAGAUUUUAGAGUUUGUAAUUCAUUUUGGAUUGUUCCAG
Phalaenopsis equestris is the source of this 631-nucleotide messenger RNA. RefSeq lists its product as uncharacterized. NCBI's taxonomy places the organism in Eukaryota, Viridiplantae, Streptophyta, Magnoliopsida, Asparagales, Orchidaceae. The record is from RefSeq and is a predicted model, not a curated record. Gene Ontology annotation, biological process: mitotic cell cycle; chromosome segregation; cell division. Gene Ontology annotation, molecular function: microtubule binding. The transcript is spliced from 5 exons. Gene Ontology annotation, cellular component: spindle microtubule; outer kinetochore. Bases 79 to 543 code for a protein of 154 amino acids.